CACAGUCGGGUGGCUCUUGGCGCAGCCCCGGCCCUUCACCCUCCCGAGAAAAGCUGGGUCAGCGACAGGAGGAGCGCGUGGCCCAGCCGCUCCGUCCCGGAAGAAUUCGACCCUCGGCCUCACGUUGGGCAAGGCAGAUGGCACAGCCGGGCCCAGAGGGCUCAGGUGCGAGGACAGAUGGGAGGAGGAGCGUCCGCGGGUGGCCACUGGGUGGCCACACGGAAGCCUUGUGGACCUUGACGAAACCUGGAGCGUGAGGCUGAGAAAACCACCUCCUGGGCAAGCCGGAGGCUACGGCCCAGGCAGGAGCCAGGAGCCCGAGUCGCUGGCCCCCUGGAGCAGGCGACCUGAGGCCCUUUCCUCGGGGGUCUGACUGCGUCAGCGCCUAUCCCCUUACCUUCUCUGGGCCUUGACUACAGGAGAGGAGGAUAGCAUGUUCACAAGUUCACAAGAGGUUUAAAAGAUGGCCUUCUCAGACCUGGAGCAAUUAUGCUUUCAUAUUAAUGAAAAGAUUGGCAAUAUUAAAAAAACUCUGUCAUUAAGAAACUGUGGCCAAGAACCUACCCUGAAGAGUACCUUAAAUAAAAUAGGCGAUGAGAUCAUUGUAAUAAAUGAACUUCUAAAAAAACUGGAAUUAGAAAUACAGUAUCAAGAACAAACCAACAGUUCACUCAAGGAACUCUGUGAAUCACUUGAAGAAGAUUAUAAAGAUGUGGAACAUCUCAAAGAAAACAUUCCUUCCCAUUUGCCUCAAGUAACAGUAACCCAGAGCUCUUUUAAGGGAUCAGGUCUUGACCCUGAAGAACCAGUCAAAGUUGAGGAACCUGUACCCACAAAGAAGCCCCCAAAAGAACAAAGAAUUAUUAAAGAAAUGCCUUUUAUAACUUGUGAUGAGUUCAAUGAUGUUCCUGCGUACAUGAAAUCCCGCUUAACCUAUUCUCAAAUUAAUGAUGUCAUUAAAGAAAUCAACAAGGCAAUAAUUAGUAAAUAUAAGAUCCUACAUCAACCAAAAAAGUCUAUGAAUUCUCUGGCCAGAAAUCUCUAUCACAGAUUUAUUGAUGAAGAAACAAAGGACACCAAAGGUCAUUACUUUAUAGUGGAAGCUGACAUAAAGGAGUUCACAACUUUGAAAGUUGACAAGAAGUUUCACAUGUUACUGAAUAUUUUACGACACUGCCGGAGGCUAUCAGAGGUCCGAGGGGGAGGACUUACCCGUUAUGUUAUAACCUGAGGCCAUUGCAACCUUUUGAAGGGACCAACAGUAUAGAGGCUAUUCCUAUAAUUUUCUUAUAUAUAAUUUUUUUGUAUAUAAGUUAUUUAGCUUUUGCAUUUCCUGUUCUUGUUUCUUAUAAAAAUGAAACUUUUUUGGAUACUGCAUAUACAUUUUCAAAAUUCACUUCUUUUCAGUGAAUAUUUAACCACCUGCCAUAUAAGCCUCUGUACUAGGCACAUAAUGGAACUAAAAAAUGCUCAUAAUCUAGUUUUUGUGUUUAGUGGGCAAUGCUGCAGAUCCCACUAAGAUGGGUAUACACGUGAUAUAGGAAGAAAAAGGUCAAGAAGAUAAUGUCAAGGAUACCCAGGCCCUUUGGAAUUAAAGGUCACUAGUGUCUAAAUUCCAUCAAUGGCAUUUCAGUCUAUAGGUUAACUUCCUUGAAGUUGGAUUUGGAGGUGGUUUAUCCAUCUCAUUGUUAUGCUUUCACACAUGUCCUUAGGAAGCAGCUUACCUGAAAUGCAUUUCAGUAUAAACCAGUCUGUAAACUUUAAUAUGUAAUGAAAGUGUAAUAAAAGUAUAUUCAGAUGAUGUGAUAUUGUGAUAUAAUAAGAAAUUUCCUUGUUCAGAGCUUCUAAAAACCCUGCAAAUUUGCUGAGGAUAGGAGAGUCUUGUUCUUAUGAGGCAAUUCUUGAUGGGCUCCUGGUUAACUUCAGGAUGGGAGCUGCUCACAAAGACUGAUUAGAAGAUUUAACCUUUCAGCUCUGCAACCCCCUGCCACCUCCAGGAAGGGGAGAGGGGCUGAGGAUUGAGUUAAUAAUCCAUCAUGCCUAUGUGGUGAAGCUGUAAAAAUCCUUAAAUUAUGGGGUUUGGAGAGCUUCCAGGUUGGUGAACCCAUCAAUGUGGCAGGAGGGUGGCGCACCCCAACUCCAGGGGGACAGAAUGCUUGGGACCUUUCCAGACCUUACCCUAUGUACCUCUUCAUCUGGUUGUUCAUUGGUGUCCUUUAUCACAUCCUUUAUAAUAAACUGGUUAACAUAA
Molecule: messenger RNA, 2251 nt
Organism: Galeopterus variegatus (Sunda flying lemur)
Lineage: Eukaryota; Metazoa; Chordata; Mammalia; Dermoptera; Cynocephalidae
Gene: SKA1
Product: spindle and kinetochore associated complex subunit 1
Exons: 7
Coding region: 464-1231 (255 amino acids)
Biological process (GO): cell division; chromosome segregation; mitotic cell cycle
Cellular component (GO): mitotic spindle; outer kinetochore; spindle microtubule
Molecular function (GO): microtubule binding
Source: RefSeq, a predicted model, not a curated record